Sparassis crispa is the source of this 1152-nucleotide messenger RNA. RefSeq lists its product as hypothetical. NCBI's taxonomy places the organism in Eukaryota, Fungi, Basidiomycota, Agaricomycetes, Polyporales, Sparassidaceae. Gene Ontology annotation, biological process: regulation of transcription by RNA polymerase II. The record is from RefSeq and is a predicted model, not a curated record. Gene Ontology annotation, molecular function: RNA polymerase II cis-regulatory region sequence-specific DNA binding; DNA-binding transcription factor activity, RNA polymerase II-specific. The transcript has 3 exons. Bases 1 to 1152 code for a protein of 383 amino acids.
AUGUCUCGGCACUCCCCGUUGCACCAGGAGGAUGCCAGCAUGGACUCCCAAAUAAGCCCAUACAGCCAUCAUGUGUCUUCGUCUCCGUUAACAUUCCCGACCCGUCAAGUCGAACCCAGUAUCAAGUAUGGUGGCAAUGAUACAUCUACACAUAUUAUCAACGGGGUGUACGGGACGGAUUGGAGCUACGACACUGUUGCCAGAUACCAAGCCAUUCAGUCGGGGGGCCACAACGACAAUGCGAGAGCUGGUGGCACAGCCUUCGCCCUUCGUCGAGAGCACAACUACCUGGAUCACAUACCGUCUGCAGGCGGAGUAGAGGACAGUUACUCGCGCUAUAUAGAGUGGCCAUAUCAUCCUACUGGCGAGUGUCUACUUCACAAGGCUGUGUGCUCGAGUACAAGCGGCGAUGGAGAAGCGGGUAGUCUCUCUCCCGUGCCCUACCCGGCCAACAUGCCUCAGGUACCAGGUUCGCCCAAUAUCUGUCAUCCUACCAUACAUCUCCCACCUCCUGUCCCUGUGCACACACAACUAGCAUCGAAGACGGCUGCUCACAGCCCAGCACGGUUGCCACAUCCACGAGAUGGCCCUUUACUGACACCAUCCGUGGCCGUGGCCGGCCAGAUUAACCCUGUCGACUCACUCGAAGUGCUGCGUGCAGAUGUUGGUCUCACCCCGGAUCAGCCGCUUAGCCUACUUUCUCUCCCUGACCGCACCGACGAUUGUAAGCCGGAGUACAGCUACCAUAUCCUCAUCAAAUUGGCAAUUCUCGGAAGUCUGCGGCAGCGUCUUAGCCUUCAGGAGAUUUAUAAAGCGCUGAGGGAGCGGUUUAAAUGGUACAAAGAACACAAGGAUGACAAGAUGUGGCAGGGCUCGAUUCGUCACCAGUUGUCGUUAAGAGACUGUUUUGUGGCUGUCCGGAAGCCUCUGCGCGAUCCUGGACACGGCUUUGAGUGGAUCGUCGACUACUCCCGGGGAGAUGGAAUUAGGAGGGGCAGGAAAAGAAAGUCCCGCGGCGAAGAUCCUUAUCCUCCUCCCUUGGUCACCGGCUCAUGCCCUAUCCAGAAUCAUGUCUCGUCAAUUCAAAUCCAGGAUCUCCAGACUGACCCGACCUUGAGAAACACUCACGGGAAUAAGCGUCGACGUCUCUGA